GUUUUGUUUCAACUAUCGUUAUAGGUGCAUCAUCGUGUUUAUUAUUUACUAUUCGAAAGAUAAGUGCACAGUCUACGCGAUAGAUUUUGUUUAAUUUAUAUUUGUGAUAGGUCAGGGCGAAACACGAUUAAAAGAAAUACAUUUAGAGGCAAAAUGGGCAAAAAAAUGGUAGACAACAGCUUAAAUGCGUAUUGGAGUGCCACGAAAAUCAGAAGAAGCAGUCAAAUACUGUUGGAACACAUAAAGGGUCAAUCUCCGGAAAUUCAAUCCGACGACGACGAAUACGAUGUAGUGCCUGUUCAUAACUAUCCGAAGCUUAUUUUACAAACUGCAGAUUUAAUUAAUGCCCAAUGGCCUCGUUCUCAGAUGGCAAGAGUUGUUACGUUACAAUCUAGCUGUGACAAUCUUCCGUGCAAUUUGAUUGUAACAAAAAUGAAACACAAAGUCGUUGUAGGUCAUUUAAAAAUUACGCCAAUUCCUUCCGAUCGCAAAUCCUGUUUUAUUGAGUCAGUAGUUGUAGCAAAAUGUUACAGAGGACAAGGCAUCGGAUCACUUUUAAUGGAGCGUGCAGAAAGUUAUUGUCGCGACAAAGGAAUUGAAACAAUUUAUCUGUCGACAUACGAUCAACAGAGAUUCUAUUCAAGGUUGGGAUACGACAUCUGCGAACCCAUCAAUAUCUUCGGCAAUCGGAGUUUCGUGCGGAAUUCGACAACAAAGAAAACGUACAUGAAGAAAUUGUUAACGUAGCACCAAAUUGUCAAACAACAACCUGUGUACCUAAAAUUAAUUUAUUUUUUCUUAGCGUUUAAGAUUGUGACUUUUAUUUUUAAUUGCAAAAUAAUUUAUUUUUUAUAAAAUGUACCGCACACUUGAAGAAAUUAAAUUUGUGCCUU
Molecule: messenger RNA, 893 nt
Organism: Culicoides brevitarsis
Lineage: Eukaryota; Metazoa; Arthropoda; Insecta; Diptera; Ceratopogonidae
Gene: Naa80
Product: N-alpha-acetyltransferase 80
Exons: 3
Coding region: 154-747 (197 amino acids)
Biological process (GO): protein acetylation
Cellular component (GO): cytoplasm
Molecular function (GO): N-acetyltransferase activity; acetyl-CoA binding
Source: RefSeq, a predicted model, not a curated record